Molecule: messenger RNA, 8910 nt
Organism: Hylaeus volcanicus
Lineage: Eukaryota; Metazoa; Arthropoda; Insecta; Hymenoptera; Colletidae
Gene: unc79
Product: protein unc-79 homolog
Exons: 46
Coding region: 315-8753 (2812 amino acids)
Molecular function (GO): protein binding
Source: RefSeq, a predicted model, not a curated record
CGCGCUCAUUCUCCACCAACAAGCCUUCUGGGAUGGACCCGUGCUGAUUCUGCAGCUCGACGAAACAUGUCAAGAAGCAUAGUCCCCUGUCCAGUCUCGUCGAUGACUGUGAUCGAGUGUCGCCAAAAAAUCGACCGAGUCAGAAACCAAGUGUUGAGAGUGUUAAGUGUUCGUGGUGUUGAAUGAUUCGAAUGUUUUGGUCAGGAUUAGUGCAAAUAUAUCGGUGCUCCAAUAGUCGAGACUAAUGACGAUGAAGCAAACAGCCUGACAGAGAAUUAUUUCAUUGCUGGAUAGUUUCUCAAACAUUACACAAGAUGGGGACCAGGUUUGCAGCGUAUUCUUUGAAGCUAACCAGUCUUCACGACUAUUACCAACGACUUCUCCAUGGCAGUCAACCUGUCCCUUCAGGCUUCGACAUGGCCAACACAGUGAAAUUUUUCUCUCAAACAUUGCUAUCCCUGCUGAAAGAAGUUCGAGAAGCUCCCUUGGAGAUGGUCAGAUCGCAGAAGUUCGACGUAGAACGAAUGGCGCUUUACCCCAAUUUGGAUUACAAGCAGCUGUACAACGCCUUGACUCAGUUACUGGACGUCGUUCCCUCCAUUCACAUCGGUUUGCAAGCGUUUGGCCAGGCACUGCUACAAUGUCUCGCCUGCCUCCUGCCCUUUCUCGAUCACGACCUGAUCGACAACGUGCCAUACUUAACAGCCAGUGCUAUCUCGGUGCUUCCGGUCGAGCUUCACCAGGAGAUCGUCAACUAUCUCUGCUUCUACAUUCUGCCCUUCAGCAUGACGAGGAAAAACGAGGAUGGGAUGGAGAACGCUGCUAGCCAAUCCAUAGCCGCUGUGAUCAUGAUGAUCUUUCAGUAUUCCAACAAUCCAGCUCAUCAUUGUCAGCUACUGGAAUGCCUAAUGGCCUUGAAACCAGGCGUGGUGAAGGACAUCCUCUGCGUGGUUGCUUACGGCACUGCGCCAGCAAGAGCCUCAGCAGCCAAACUGCUAUUCUAUUAUUGGCCCUCCUUCAACCCGAACCUUUUCGACCGCAGGGCGGUUCUAAUGAAGUUUGCGAGUACGUCUCAUUCAACUCUAACUCAACUUUCCAGCCUACCCCAAGAACGAGACUUACCAAUCAAUUCUAUCGCAAUUUCAGACGACCUCGCGCCCUUUGUCUGCCAAAGAGACUCCUGCCCUAACGCUGGCAACGCCGAGGCGGGAAAAGUCUGCUACGAUCAUCGAAUAUCCAUCACCUUCGCGGCAGAGUCACCUCCCCCCAUUUAUCUUUGCAUCGAGUGUGCCAAUGAGAUCCACAGGGAGCAUCCGAAUCAGAUGUUUUACGAUAUUCUGCACCCCAUGCAGCAGGUGUCUAUGAUAUGCGAGAACAAGAACUGUAGAGCAACAGACAAAUCAGCCAUCAGCGUCUGCUUCUCUACCGAGUGCGCCAGCUACAACGGGAACCACCCGAUUCGCUACUGCCAGCAGUGCCACAACAUCAGACACAACAAUCGCCGCGGUGGUGACCACGUGUACCACAUGGCGUUGCCCCACGUCUCCCAGCUGGACCCCCAAACUCAGACCUACAUGGUCCAGGCGAUCGUCAGCCUGCUUAAGGAAGCUGAACCGCUAAGUAUGGAUAGUAAUCGAGACAUCUCGGAAAUAAGUACUAAUAAGGGCAGCACAGGAUUCCCAGGGGGCGGAGCGAGCAGCGGAGGCGGUGUCAGCGGCGGGGGUGGCGGCAGCGGUGGCGGUGGGGGCCAGUGCGAUCCGUCGACCUUGGAGGAGAGGCAGCUUCUCGGCAGAUACGGUGUCUGGCUGCUGGUGGGGCUUUGCACCCCGAACCAGGACAUCUCGGUCGAAAUUCUCGGGCGUUUAUUGUCAAUGCUAUUUCAUUGGUUUCAUGUUACUGCCUACUCUUUCGAUGGUACUAAAAAAAGCCUUAUGCACCUUAUCUUUUCUGUUGGGCAAGCGGAGAGCGCGCUGGAGAAACUGAAGACCGAGUAUGUCUGCGGCUGGCUGUCGGAAGUGAUGAAGACUCAUUACGACGUCUUCAUUUCUUGUCUUCUGCCGCAUCCUGCGGACUAUGUUCGCGUUGGAGGACACUGGGAGACGCUGGCUUCGAGAACCUCUCAUUUGAAAGAUGGCCUAAAUCGACUAUUGUGCCUGGUGCCUUACGAAGUGAUCACACCCGAUGUAUGGGACUACGUGAUGCCUCAUUGGAUGGAAGCCAUGGUGAACGACGUUCCUGAGCACGAGCUCCACGAACUAAAGAUGAUUUUAUGCAAAAUCCUGGACAGAGACAUGAGCCCCCUGGGAUUCGACGCGAAGAAGAUGUACAACUUCGUGGCGAAGCGGUUCGUCAACACCUGCGCGAAGGUGCAGGAGCAGGCACUGAACUGGUUGCAAACGCUGACCAUGCUGGAGAUCAGCAUUCCUCUCUGUCAACUGUUCUCGAUGUUCAGCGACGGCGUGGCCGUCAUGGGGGCCAUGAACACCGCGGAGUCCGAGCAAAAGCCCAGCAAAGGCUCGAGGAAAGAGGACGAGGACGGAAACGCCAUAUUUGUAGAAAACGAAUCGGGGAAGUCAACGCCAUUGUCUGAUGACUUGGUCCCAACACCUAGACACAUGGAGUUCAUGACGAACGCUGAGCUGAACCUGUCCUGUUGCAUCCUCAUGAUGGACAUACUUCUGAAGCAGAUGGAGCUUCAGAACAUAGACAAGCACACGGGAAUCAACACGUGGGUGUGCAGGGACGCGUGCCACCUGAUGAAGUCCAUCGUAGCUUCGAACUGGAACAGCUGCCACGUGUGCAACGCGGACAGCUACGGUGCCGAGUGCACUUACUGCGAAUCCAGAGUGAUCUGGCAUCAACUGUGCCUGCAGUUGGUCACAUACAUGGCACCGGAAAAUCCAGCUUAUCCGCCUGACAAAAUCGUGGACGAAACCGCAGAGGACCACGGUCGCAAGAGUCCAGAGACAUCUAGAAAAGGUGACUCGAAAUCGGACGUGGUGAUCAGCAUGCCGCUUGCGGAAAUGCACUCGGUCGGCGGCGUGCUCGCCCACAUGCCUCAGUUCUUCGAACAGAUCAUGACAGCCACUGUAGAGACAGUUUCGGAGCAGCUGGACCUCGCUGCCAUCAUGCCCACGGAGAAGGUCAUGUCCGCGGUCGCUAAAACUGUCACCCUGUCGGAGACUGACGUUGCAACCGCGACUGUGAGCGUGGCGAAACCGCGACUCAUCGGAGAGAACGAUCAGCCAGUGAAUUUGAGCCCCGAAAACGAAACGGACGAUUUCUGGCACACCUCCGUGGGAAACUUCAGGUUCAACAUCGAGGACCUCCCCGAGCAACUCCAAUACAUACACAAACUUCUGAAGGAACUAAUGACGAUCGAGAAGCCUGACAUCCUCUACUAUAUGCUCCAAUGCUUGAACGUGAUGUGCCUCUAUGGCGACGCCUUCAAUAUAGCGGUGAAAGAUGAUUACAAAGGAUUCUUCAUAUGGUGGCAAGAGAAUCUCAUAAAGAAUUUAUGGGAGCUUCUGAAUGCGGAACACUCGCAUAUAGCGCAAGUCACAGUGCCAUUAUUGCUCCACUGCAUAACGUUGCCAUCGGGAACUGAUACUUUCUGGUGCAUGAUCAAGGAGGAGUUCCAUAAUUUGGACUGGCGCGUUCGAUUCGUCGCAGUCGAAAGGGUGACGCUGAUUGCAAGAUUCAUGGAUUCCACUCCCCUGCGAAACGUCAUAAAUUUGCAGGCUGCACUGGCCAACGCCUUCUGCUACCUGAUCGCCAGCAUGGACGACAGCAACGUGUACGUAGCUCAGAGAGCCACCUUGUACCUUGGUACCAUCCACGACACAGCCAUAAGGUCACUGAUCCUCUGCUUGGAGACCCAAUUCGACACGGUGAUAGUGGAUCGGCCCAUGGUUUUGCAAUCGUUGUACCAGCUUCACAACAGCCUCAGCGAUCGACACAUCCUCACCUGGGAGUUCUUUUUGAACCGCUUCGACGCCCUCUUCCUCGAGGCUCAGAUCAAUUUGGAGAGGUCUGGAGAUAUACCCUACAUUCGUGACCUUCGCAACACGGACAUGAACAGCGAAAUCUUCAUGAAGAAGCUCCACAGAGCGCAGGAAGCCCUGUCUCAGUCGGAUGGCAGUGGAACCAACUCGAUAAAGACCCUAAGUGCCAGUUUUGGCACCAAGUGGCCGUACAAGCGCACCAUGUCUGCUCCUGCGUCGAUGAUCCCGCGUCAGGAUACCAAGCCAGAAAAGGAAAAGGUGUACAGCCGGCAAUACUCGGCGCCUAUCCUGAAGCGCAAGAGCUCCAGAUUCGGACUGGGUCAGUUGCUGGGGUCCACCCCACCUAAUAACAGUAUACCAGACGGCCACGUUCAUUCACUCAAUGAACGUAUGGUGGAUGAGACCAACGCACUGCCAUGCACCCACAAAAUCGUUGAUUUCGAAGAGGCUGACAAAGAGACGAUGCAUUUGUUGGUGUUUCUUCUGAUACAGUUUCUUUCUAGGCAGGAUCAGGCAUUCCCAACGGAUGAGAAGCCACUGUCGAAGACUCAAGGGAUCGUGUUACGCCACCUGUACCUUCUGUUAGGGUACAAUCAAACUGAACGUACCUUCCACACUUCUCCUCAACGCCUAAGAGUGUCACCAGUCUUCAAUGUCUUUAUCGCGAACCUUCCUCAGCUCCUGGACCAGAAUCACGUGAUGGGAUGGGUGAUGACGCCUCCAGUUCUGGCCAUCUUGCAGCACUGUCCUUGUCCUCCACAGGGCGUGCCCUCCUCGGAUCACCAAGCACCAACCUACAGCCUCUGGUACCUGGAGCCCCAGAACAGGCGCUCCUGGUUGAUGUCUCUUCUCGUGAUACUUUACAAAUGCCAGUACGGUCAGCAGCCAUGGUGCAAUCAGCUUCAAGUGUUGAUCAAAAUCGUGUUGAACACUCUUGACAUGCAGCAUCAUCAGUGCAAGAGGAUCCCAGCCAUGGUGGUGAUGGGUGGUCCACCUUCUAGGUCACGUGACGUAUCUCAACCAUCCCUCGGUGUGGACCACGACCUAGUGGUCAGUACUAUGGGGGAUAUGAACACAGAGAGCCCCCCAAUGAGGGCUCCCAUGGUUUCGGUACAUCAACGUAGCCCAGGGGCAACUCAUAGUCAGAUGGAGACCCACUGGGAAGAGGGCACACCCUCGUGUCGCUACACCAACAAGCAUUCCAGCUACUCGAUCAAUGCGGAUGAUACGGAGUCCGAGCUGGCCGCAAUACCCGAGAGCCCAAAAUCUGACAGCACGUUACAUGGCAGCAGUGGUGGCUCGUUGGGGGAACUGGAGGAGAGCCCAGCUGCGGUCACCAGAAGCGUUUCCCUCCACGGACCUAGACCCUCGACCACGAUCGACGUCGUGACCAAAAGCGAGUGGAACAGUCAGAACGCUAAGAAAAUGGACGCGGUUACCAGGCCUACGUGGUUCCUGGGCAGUGAAGACGAUUCUCACCAGCAAAGUGCAAAAGCUGGCCCCCAGAAGAAGUGGAGCGUGCACGAGGGAGUAAAGAUGAUGGUGACGAGCUCGUUUCUGGGCGGACAACCAGAUUUCCAGAAAUACGGCCCUCUGGCGAAGGCCCUCUCCGAAAUAGUUCCAGGAGCAGAGAAGGGGAUUUUAGAAAAAGCUAUAACGGAGAAGCCAAUCGCUGAAAAGACAGCUCAGGAGAAGAACGUUAUUGUUCAAGUAGCUUUCAACGGGGAUGCUGCAUCGUCCAAACCAUUUGCGUUGUCAGACGCCUUUGCUAUAGCUACUGGGAUAUCUCAGGCUCAAAGAUACGAGUCACCGAAAGAGAAGGUGCCAACUGCAGCAUCUAGUAAUUCAGACUCGCCCAAUUCAAAGCAGCUGGGUAGGCAGAGGAGGAUAGAACAUCCUGUGACGGUAGCGUCGCCGGUGUCGCCAGGUCAAAUAGUCACGGUGACCAGCAGCGACCAGUCCAGCUCCCCAGCAGUCAGUUCCAUCUCGUCCCAAGUGACGAGCACGGAGAAUGGUCAGCAUCCUGGAUGGGACGACGGUCCUCAUCCCUUGUCGACGCCCACUGUUGAGCGUCUGCUUCCUAUUGGCACUACGGCUCGACCAUCAGGUCCACGACCUACUCAGCGCAUCCUGCGCUGCGAAGACACCUAUGGGUCCCCAGAGUCACCUCUAUCGAAGAUGGACGUCUUGACAGUCAGUUCCUCGUUCGACCAAGACAGCGAGACCUGCAUGUCCAGUGACAUCACCAAUCCCAGAAGCAUUUCUCAGUUGGAGUUCCCCAUGCCUGAACGACUGCUACCAGUUGGGCCUCACAGGGACUUCACUGGGCUGGUGGAACACGUUCGCCAGGCGCUUGGUGUCCAGGAAAUCGAAGAUUCCAAUAAGUUCAGCAAUGGGAACGGCAAUGAAGUCAAGGUUGAUGGAUCAGCUCCAGUGAAGCAGGACAGUACGACGUCCGAGAACUUGUCAGCAUCUCUGGUCCCAACAUCCAACGAUGUCCACUCGAGCAGGUCAGCAAGUCCAAGAAGACUGAUCAAGCAGGUAGCCUUGGAGUCCCCACCUUCAACAAUGGAGCCUAUAGAUUACCCCUGUCGAAUCUUCGAUCACGACCGCAGGGCCAAGAUGAAGGAUCACGUACGCAUUCAGCGCGACAGGCCUCGAAAAAACGCCAUCAACGCGCAGGACCCACCAAUCGCGAGGCGCACUGAAUCUUGGUCUGGACCACAAUUGCAGCCUACUUUUGACACAGCCUCCCAACAGGCCUACCACGCUGAUUUCAACCUGAAGCAGAGCUUGUUUCGCAUUGGAGACGAUUGUAUUUAUGAGAGGUGUUCGGAGUGUGGAACGAUAAAAGAAGAGUACUCGGAUGAAGAACUGGGUCUUUGCAUCAUCAACUUGGGUACGUUCGUUCAUCGCGAGCCUUCCUUGGCGGCGCCUCUUCUGCCAGAGAUCCUCAGGGUCGUCACAAAAGUGGCUCUAAACGCGAUGUACCCCUGGCAAAGCGAGACCAACAUGCACCUCCCAGGUGGAGCGAUCAGCGUGGCCCACCAGUUCCUCCGUUGCGUUCUUCAUCAAUUAGCGCCCAACGGAGUAUUCAUGCAGAUGUUCCAAACACAUUUAAAUGAAUCCACGAGGAUGCAAUUCUUCAAGAGCGUCGCUCAGGCUCUAGUCGACUUCAACGAACUGAAUCCAAUUGCACCUUUGCAACUGGUACUCGAGGCCCUAAACGCAAAGAAAUCUCUGCCAACGGAACGUCUGCCAAUCAUCCUAUACAACAUAGCGUGCUACCUAGACUGCCUGCCACUGGAGGCAGGUCUAGGUCCAGGAGCAACAACCUGGAACGGUCUGCUGGCGCAAUUCGACGGCCUCUUUCGACGACUCGUGCUGAUGCUGUCCUCCAUCGAGAACGCCACACCGUUGUUAAGAAUUAUGAUUUCUUUAUUGAAGGUUCCAGGGAUCCAGCAAGCGAAGGGAAUGCUGGAUCCAUUCGCCAAGGUGUUGAGCUACGCCAUCCAAAAUUCCACGAUGCGAUACAGCUACCUGACAGACCUGUGCUACCUCUGCCACAGGGGAUUCACUCGUGACAGAGACAAACACUUUUUCGGCAGGACCAUCGUGUUCGAACUGAUCCAAGCCAUCAAGUUCAAGACCACCAUUCCAGACUCCAACUUCCUCUUGCUCCUGCACUUCGUGCUCCAGGACAUUGGAGGAUCGCUGCCCAACACGGUCGCCUUGGAGAACAUUCACACGGACAUGUCGCCCAUUUACAACACGAACGCCUCCGAGUCCCUGAAGAACCAGCUGGCGGACGUCCUGGACUUCUUGGCUGACUUUCAGACUCUCAGCAAAGUGAAGAGCUACAGCAAGGGUAUGCAAGCAGGAUUGAACGAGGAUACCUUGGGUGGCAUACUAAAGUGUGGCCUUGCUCAAUACGUUGCCCUGGAAAUCACCAGGGGCAACAACAGGGAGAACAGAGCAGUGGGUCGUUAUCUUCCAUGGCUCAACAGCACUCCUUCCAUGAUACCGCAAGGAGCUCGAGAGUAUGCUGACUGCAUAGGCCACAUCAGACUACUGUCCUGGCUUUUGUUGGGCUCCCUCACGCACACGGCGAUGUACGCUGGCAACAACAACACGCAGAGCCACGUGUCGUCGAUCCCAACGGCGCAACCGAUACCUCAGGAAGCCUCCUGCCACAUCGCAGACCACAUACAAGUGAUAUUUUCUGGAUUUCCUGAGCAAUCCAAGGCGUCAGUCCUGCACAUGUCCUCCUUGUUUCACGCGUUCAUACUCUGCCAGUUGUGGACGAUGUAUCUGGAGGAACUGUCUCAUAACAAUCCAUCCAACAGCGAGGGACAUAAUAUCACGAUGAAUAUUCUGCUGGAAUUCUGGGGCAAGAUAACACCUUGCAUACUGCAACUGGUUGGGCACUCCAGAGUUCUGGCUGACACGGUGAACUUGCACUUCUUGAGCCUUCUGGAAGCUCUCCUCGAGUGUGGGUCCAUUCUAUUGAGCAAACUGCUCCCACUUUGGAGUCCCAUCUUGUAUUCGCAUCACAUCCAGCUACAAGGACAUCUGCAGGUGCGACUACAAAACUGCAGGGACUUCCCACCUAACAAAAUGGCGGAGCAUUUCGCCUCGUCCAGGCGUGAAUCGAAUGCAACACUUUUGCGAUGGCUGCACCGACUGCAGUUCAAAAUGGGCCAAAUAGAAAUGCAGUCUUCCACUGCCACGCAGUUUUAUUCGAUUUAAAAUUCCAAGUAUUGAUCGAAAACUAGUUUAAUUGAUAAGUGAAUGUUUUGUAAAAGAUAUCCGCGAGGAUGUUGAACGUUGCAUUGUUUAAGAAAUAUGUUGAAUUAAGUAAAAUCGUGAUUUAUUCAUUGUUACGAAAUAUAUUUAUUAUAUUGAA